CCCACCGGGCAUCCUGCGGGGGUCGGAAGCUCGUGCCAGCGCCCGCAUCCGCCGCAGGGGGGCGCUGCCGCCCUCGCAGGCCGCUGGCGCGCUGCUGGCGGUCCCCGCGGCAGGACGCGCCGCCUGCAAGAUGUCCGUGCGCCGCGGAGAGCGGCCGGCGCGGCCCGGGACCCGCCUCUCCUGGCUGCUGUGCUGCAGCGCCCUGCUGUCCCCGGCCGCGGGCUACGUGAUCGUGAGCUCGGUGUCCUGGGCCGUCACCAAUGAGGUGGACGAGGAGCUGGACAGCGCCUCCACCGAGGAGGCACUGCCCGCGCUGCUGGAGGACUCGGGCAGCAUCUGGCAGCAGAGCUUCCCGGCCUCGGCGCACAAGGAGGACGCGCACCUGCCGCCCCCGGCGGGCGCCGCCCGCGCCAGACCGCCGCCCGCGCCGCCCGGGAUGUUCUCCUACCCGCGCGAGAGCGGCCCGAGGCUGCGCCCGGGCACCGCCCGCUUCCUGGCCCACGCCAGCGCCUGGGGCUGUCUGGCCACCGUGUCCGCCCACGAGAAGAUCCCAGGACUGCCAUUUGGGAACUGCCUGCCCAUCAGCGACGGCCCCUUGAACAACAGCACUGGGACUCCUUUCUUCUAUGUGACGCCCAAGGACCCCGUGGUGGCCGACCUGAUGAAGAACCCCAUGGCCUCCCUCCUGCUGCCGGAAUCGGAAGGAGAGUUCUGCAGAAAAAAUAUCGUUGACCCAGAAGAUCCCCGAUGUGCCCGGUUAACGCUCACUGGCCAGAUGAUCGCAGUGUCUCCAGAAGAAGUAGAAUUUGCCAAGCAAGCCAUGUUUUCAAGACACCCGGUUAUGAGGAAGUGGCCUCGGCAGUAUGAAUGGUUCUUUAUGAAGAUGAGGAUAGAACAUAUCUGGCUUCAGAAAUGGUAUGGAGGAGUAUCUGACAUUUCAAGGGAGGAAUAUUUCAAAGCAGUUCCAAGAAAGGCCUGAUGGACUAAGAAGAAUGUCCUCGGUGCUUGCGUAAAAUGAAAACCUUUUAAGUGAAGCUGCCAGCCAGCUACUGACUGCUGUCUCUUUGUUGAAGGGUUGAGGGCAGCCCUGUCAUCCUUAUAGCAGCACGAAAGAGGGUGACCAGGGAACCCUGCACUAGACCAGAAAUUCAAGUGGUCGUUUGCAAAUCCCCAGCUCAUCCAGGUACUUCACAUACAUAGUCUCUGUUGACGUUGUAUUCGGUCCAGACUCACCUAUUUGGGAAUCAUUGUUGGUUGUCAAAGUGAGAUGUUGAGACAGUUACUGUUCCAUUCUUUAAGACAAUAAAAAAUUAUGCUUGUAUGUACAAUGUGAUUGCUUUGUAUUGUGAGAGUAUUUUUGUUGCUUGCUGUGCCAAAGGCAGUGUCUUGGUUCUCAGCUCAUUGCAACCACAACGGAACUAAAUAUGCAUCCCACAGCCCCCAUGUGGUGUUUAGGGGGCGGGCAGAGGAUUGUUUGUCUGCGGAUUACUCAUCAUGCCACUGGAAUGCGCGUGCAUUAUUGUCACCUUUGCUGGAGUGUAUUGGUCACUUCUGAAGCUUUUUUCCCACUGUACCAUGACAAACAGCAUGAGGCCCCCCAGCAUUGUGCACAGCCCUGUUCUGUGUAGCAGGCCAUGGCAGUACCUUGAAGAGGAGAAACAGCUUCAGCAUCAAGCUCCCAGAUCCCACUGCUAACGCUUCUGACAGAGGGCUCCCUUCUCCUAGCCAUGAGGAGUGGCCCAAAGUAAGGUACACCUACUUCUGUGGUGUGUAGAGAGGAGAGGGGAGAGGGCAAGCCCGGGAAGGAAGCACAGGCAACAGAUAGGAGAAGGAAGGAAAGAAGUUAGUAACUGCGGUCGCACUCCCUGCCCAGCCUUGGGCCGGGCCCUUCACGGGAUCACCUCAUUUAAGCCGUACCACCAAGACACAUAUCAUCAUUGCUACUCACAGGCAGGAAAACUGAGGCUCAGAGAGGCUAAGUCAACGUCUGACUCCAGAACUCACUGCACACAAUGAGCAGAGUGGUGCCUGCAAGAUUUCUAGCUUUAAGAUCAAGACAAAGAGUUACUGAAAUGCACAGGUGGUCGUUGAACCAGGAACUUCAGGAAAGUGAUAACUAACCUGCCUGUGGAUGAUUUGCCACUGCUUCCUACCAAAACAAAAGAAGUCUCUGCGAUUGGAUUCUUACUACAGACUUAAAAUUUUCUACAGUUUUUAUGCAGGAGCUCCUCACGUUUGCAAGAAACUACAUUGUACCUGUGUACACACCAAGGCCUGCAAGGACCCAUGUGUACACAUAGCCCAGGCCUCUUAUAUUGAGUCUGUAGAGGAUCUGGUACUCAGUUUUUUGUCUUUUUAUAAAGGCUAUAAACUCUCUUUGGUGGGUUAGGUGUGUUGUAUAAGAUAAAAACACAACACUAUAUAUAGGAAACAUACAUUUUUAAAAUAAAUAAAAGCGUUAUUAAUGGUGUUAUUUUUGUUUAAAAAAUUAAGACAUGAAGGGAGUCUGAGUUGUCAAUAUAUUUUUUUAAGUGUCUGUUACUAAAAGCAUAGUAAGAUGCAUAGAAUUCCUUAUUUAUCAAAAGUCAGUUCUGAAAAGAGCUUCUAACAAUAGAAAUUUCUAAUACAUAAGAAUAAGGUAACUUUGAGGAUAUUUCAUAUUUUCAGAGUUUAAAAUUAUUGGUACCCCCAAUUUAGAGGUAAGAGGGGAAAAUUGGAAGAACAAACAGCAUACUCCAGAAGUCAAACUGAAACCUAAAUUCUGUGAGCAUCACUGCCUCCUGGUGCUGCCUUACGGACAAUGUUCCUGUGCUUGGUUUGCUUUUAUAAUCAGGUUCCACUUAGCUCAUUAAAGGUCACUCUGCUGCUUCAAGGGGCUUUGCAGUAUAGGUGCCAUUUGUAAACACCGAUGAAUGUUAUCAUCAUCAGUUAUUUAUCUAAAUUACAGGAAAUGAAAACUAAACAGGUUGGAUAUUAGAAGAGUAUUGAAAAUGCAUCUUUUUGAGAAUGAUGGGCCCCAUUCAGGCCAGUAAGUUUCAGCAAAUGUCUGGAAAUUUACAUUGAUUAAAAUUUUAAAGUCUGUACUGGAAGUUAUUGACAUGGCAAUAAGGCAAGAAAAAGAAAUAAAAUACAUAUGAUUGGAAAGAAAGAAAGAAAUGUAUCCCUAUUUACAAGUGACGUGAUUGUCUGCAUAGAAAAUUCCAAAGAAUAUAUUUUGAAAAAAAAGCUCCUAAAACUAGUAAGGGAGUUCAGCAAGGUCUCAGGAUACAGGAUCAGCACACAAAAUUUAAUCACAUUUCUGUAUAUUAAUAAUGAACAAAGUGGAAACCAAAAUUAAAAACACAAUACCAUUUAAAUCACUUCAAAGAAAUACUUAGGUAUAAAUUUAACAAAACAUACAGGAUCUAAAGGCUUAAAAUUAAAAGAUUCUAAUGAAAGAAAUCAAAGACCUACACAAACGAAGAGACAUAUCAUGUUCAUGAAUUGGAAGACACAAAAUAGUAAAGAUGUUAAUUCUCCCCAGAUUCAUCUAUAGGUUUAAUGCAAUUUCUAUCAAAAUCCCAGCAAGGUUUUUGUAGACAUAUUCAAGCUUAUUCUAAACGUUCCGAGGCAGAGGCCUUGGAACAGCUAAAGCAAUCUUGUAAAAGAAGAGCAAGUAGGAGAAAUCACUCUAUCCAAUAGAAAGAUUUAUUAUGCAGCUACGGUAAUCAAGACAGUGUGGUAUUGAUGGAGGCAUAGGCUCAUAGAUCAAUGGAAUAGCAUAGAGAAGCUAGAAAUAGAGCCAGGCAAACAUGCUCAACUGAUCUUUCAUAAAGGUACAAAAGCAAUUCAGGGGAAGCAGGAGAGACCUUUCAAUAAAUGUGCUGCAGGAAUUGGAUAGCCAUAGGCAAAUAAAAAGCACCUCAACCUAAACUUCAUACCUUGUACAAAAAUUAACUCCAAAUAGAUCAUAACCCUAAACAUAAAAUGUAAAACUAUAAAACAUUUUUUUAAAAAUAGAAAAUCUCUGGGACCCAAGGCUAAGCAAAGAGUUCUU
Equus quagga is the source of this 4036-nucleotide messenger RNA. RefSeq names its product cellular repressor of E1A stimulated genes 2 (gene CREG2). The coding region runs from base 131 to 979 and encodes 282 amino acids. The transcript is spliced from 4 exons. The record is from RefSeq and is a predicted model, not a curated record. Lineage: Eukaryota; Metazoa; Chordata; Mammalia; Perissodactyla; Equidae.